Molecule: messenger RNA, 3358 nt
Organism: Perognathus longimembris pacificus (Pacific pocket mouse)
Lineage: Eukaryota; Metazoa; Chordata; Mammalia; Rodentia; Heteromyidae
Gene: Mapk8ip2
Product: mitogen-activated protein kinase 8 interacting protein 2
Exons: 12
Coding region: 35-2509 (824 amino acids)
Biological process (GO): regulation of JNK cascade
Cellular component (GO): cytoplasm
Molecular function (GO): protein binding
Source: RefSeq, a predicted model, not a curated record
CUCCCCCCGCAGCCGUUCGGCCUUUCCCGGGAAGAUGGCGGAUCGCGCAGAGAUGUUUUCGCUCUCCACCUUCCACUCGCUGUCGCCGCCGGGCUGCAGGCCUCCCCAGGAUAUAAGCCUGGAAGAGUUUGAUGAUGAAGACCUGUCUGAGAUCACUGAUGACUGUGGCUUGGGCCUCAGCUACGACUCAGACCACUGUGAAAAGGACAGCCUCUCCUUGGGGCGUUCGGAGCAGGCGCACCCCAUCUGCUCAUUCCAGGAUGACUUCCAGGAGUUUGAGAUGAUAGAUGACAAUGAAGAAGAAGAAGAGGAGGAGGACGAGGAGGAAGAGGAAGAGGAGGAGGGAGAUGGGGAGGGAAAAGAGGUAGGAAGAACUCAUACAGAGGCACCUGACAGGGGGCCCCUUAUUCCCUCCCCUUCUCUGGAGGAGCCCCACAAGCACCGACCUACCACACUCCACCUGACAACACUGGGAGCCCAGGACUCUCUGAACAACAAUGGAGGCUUUGCCCCGGAAGCCCCAGCCUCCUGGAAGGAGACUGUACUGAGCUCACCAGUUCAGGAACCCCUCAGAGAGCUCCCUGGCCCCCUGCUGCCCACAGAAGAGGAACCCUGUGGGGUGCAGUCCCUGGUGUGCCCUGGUUGCGACUGGGAAGGGAACCCACCCCUGGAUCCCCCAGCACCAGGUGGGGCCUCACCUUCUUCUGAUCCUGGCAUUGAGGCUGACCUGAGAAGCCACUCCAGUGGGGGCCAUGGCGGGCGGCGCAGCAGCCAGGAGCUCUCAUCCCCUGGCUCAGACUCAGAGGACACCGGUGGCGCACGCCUAGGGCGAAUGAUUUCAUCUAUCUCCGAAACUGAGCUGGAAUUAAGUAGUGAUGGUGGUAGCAGCAGCAGCAGUGGACGCUCCUCACAUCUCACCAACUCCAUUGAAGAGGCUUCAUCACCAGCCUCAGAGCCAGAGCCAGAGCCCCUGCAAGAACCUCCUCGCCGCCCUGCCUUCCUGCCUGUGGGCCCUGAAGACACAAACAGCGAGUAUGAAUCGGGCUCAGAGUCUGAGCCAGACCUCAGUGAAGACGCCGACUCACCUUGGCUGCUCUGCAACCUGGUGAGCCGCAUGAUCUCUGAGGGUUCCUCCCCCAUUCGAUGUCCUGGCCAGUGCCUGUCUCCAGCACAGCGCCUGCCUGGGGAGCCUGUGUCACUGUCCAGCAAAGCCACAGAGGACUCCCAAGACCCUGAAGCAGCAGCAGGCCCUGGUGUGGAGUUGGUGGACAUGGAGACGCUGUGUGGGCCGCCCCCACAGGCCCCCACAACGCCUCGGCCAGGCUCAGCACAGCCUGGGCCCUGCCUCUUCCUCAGCAACCCGACGCGAGACACCAUCACUCCUCUGUGGACCACACCUGGCCGAGCUGCUCGCCCAGGUCGUGCCUGUUCUGCUGCCUACUCUGAGGAAGAAGAUGAGGAGGAGGACGACGACGAUGCUGAGGACAGUGUGGGGCUCCCUCAGGGCAGGAGUGCAGGCUCUACUGUGCCACUGGAUGCAUCACUGGUAUAUGAUGCAGUCAAGUACACACUGGUGGUAGAUGAGCACACACAGCUAGAGCUGGUGAGCCUGCGACGCUGUGCGGGCCUGGGCAACGAUAGUGAAGAGGACAGUGGUGGUGAGGCCAGUGAGGAGGAGGUGGGCACUACACUUCUCGGUGGUGAGCAGAUCCCUGAAGAUGUGUCUCCCGACAGCCCAGACAUCACCUUUUCUAAGAAGUUCCUCAAUGUCUUUGUCAACAGUACAUCUCGAUCUUCUAGCACUGAGUCCUUUGGCCUUUUUUCCUGUCUGGUCAAUGGGGAGGAAAGAGAGCAGACUCACCGGGCUGUCUUCAGGUUUAUCCCUCGUCAUCCGGAUGAAUUGGAGCUAGAUGUGGAUGAUCCAGUGUUGGUCGAGGCUGAAGAAGAUGACUUUUGGUUCCGUGGCUUCAACAUGCGCACAGGAGAGCGUGGUGUGUUCCCUGCCUUCUAUGCCCAUGCAGUGCCUGGCCCUGCCAAGGACUUGCUAGGGAGCAAGCGGAGCCCCUGUUGGGUAGAGCGCUUCGAUGUACAAUUCUUGGGCUCUGUGGAGGUGCCAUGUCACCAGGGUAAUGGCAUCCUGUGUGCAGCCAUGCAAAAGAUUGCCACUGCCCGGAAACUGACUGUUCAUCUGCGCCCUCCUGCCUCCUGUGACCUUGAGAUCUCUCUGCGGGGCGUCAAGCUGAGUCUGAGUGGAGGAGGGCCUGAGUUCCAGCGCUGCAGCCACUUCUUUCAGAUGAAGAACAUCUCAUUCUGCGGUUGUCACCCCCGUAACAGCUGCUAUUUUGGAUUCAUCACCAAACACCCACUGCUGAGCCGCUUCGCUUGCCAUGUCUUUGUGUCUCAGGAGUCCAUGAGACCGGUAGCGCAGAGUGUGGGCCGCGCCUUCCUGGAAUACUACCAGGAGCACCUGGCGUUUGCUUGUCCCACAGAAGACAUCUACCUGGAGUAGUGCUGGGAAGCUCUGGGCCACUGUGGGCUGGGCAAGGACUGGAUUGGGGACACAUAGUACCUUAUGUCAUAGGAGUCUCUAGGCUUGGAACUCUCAUCCUUCAUCCCCAGGGCACGGCUGUGAGGCUGCUGGGGAGUGGAUCCCUAGUGCCUGCCCUCGUUUUUCCUCUGAUGCUUUCCAUUGUCCUCAGUCGUCCUGUUCUUCAGCUUCCCUCUCCUCUCCUCUGUCUCUUGCCCCUUUCCGUGCCUGCAGACCUUACCCUUUGCGCUCUCCUUUGGGGUCAGAACAUGGGGCGUUAUGGAAAACUUAAGGUGACUGGUAAAGUCAGGUUCUCCAGUGAUCCCUUCCUGCCCUCCUCUGUGAUUUAUAAGGGAAUUUGAAUUUUUAUAGUGUAUCUCAAGGGAUCAUCCCAGCUUUGAACACAAGGACAGAGAGGGAGCCCAUCUCUACCACACAGGGAGCCCAGGGGAAGCAGGGAGAGGUGCCCAAGAAAGCUUUGGGACAACUGGAAGUGGUUCUUAAUGCUCACUGAAACCCCUCAUGCUGCUAGGAGGAGGAUGCCCACUGGGUGCCCCCUACACAUUGUCUGCUUUGCCACUAACACCCCUGUAGUCCAGUGCAUAUCUGCCCUGUGUGCGCUGCCCGCUGUGUAUGUGGGCCAGGCCCAUGGCCUCAAUAAACUCUGCUUGGUGUGAUCAUGGCUGUUUCUAAGGGGAUGUCCACAUACUGCCAGUGGUAAUGGAAAUGGAAGCCCCAGGGUGAUGGAUUCUUGGGACUUGUGAGAAGGCUUUGGUGGUUUCUGUGGUCAUGCUGGGGGCAGGUCACUGCUACACUGUACUGGGGCCCCCA